UUUGAACGAUUGAGGACACGCCCAAAUUAAUGAAGAUGGAAAGGGUCAAUUCAUGCGGGAUAUCAGCUGCACACAACUGCUGGCACCUGACAAAUCAAUUCCGAUGAACCCUGCGCCGCGUAAAUCUCAGUGGAUUACAUCAAUGUUACCAUCUUCACAAACGGAUGAGAUAUCUCAUAUUGAGCCAUCUCAAUUAUGUUACUUAUCGGAGUCAUAAGAAGGACUCAAUGGACACCAAUAAGGCGAAAUAUCUCUAGUCUCCGAAAUGUAACGUACCGUAAUCUGCAAUUGAAGCAAACUAUUCGGAUCUCAGGCUUGAGAUUCGAAUCAACCACGCCUAAGUCAAGUACACAGGCUUCACAAACCACACCAAAACCAUCGACUAAAUUCGCAUACCCAGAGCGAUUAUGCGUAUACCACGCGGGCACAGGCAAAGUUACAUUCCUAGCCUGUCUCAAGAUCUCCACGCUCUUCAUAUUCGUCUUCUUCGGCUUCGUAGUAACACCCGCAUACUAUGACCGCGAAGGCUUCUCACCAACUGUCCUUCGGACAACCCUCUCCGCCCUAAUCCCCCUACUCUACGUAGCAUACACAACCACCCCCUUCGUAUCAUUCAUCCACAUGCGUCUACCCCCCUUCGCGCGACAAUCCGAAGACAUGCUCCGACGGUACAUCCGGAGUCUAUCCCAACCACAAACCCAAACCCAAAAACCCACAUCCACCCCUAACCUCGAAAUCACAACCAUGAGUUUCAUCGCCAAACCCCGCAUCAGCGUCGUCAACAUCUCGGAGUUACGCCCGACGAAGCAGCGCAUGGGUAUCGUGAACUUAGUCCGCGAUACAACAUCUGAGAAUGCGACGAGGCCUUGGUAUAAAUUCCGCGCGGUCGGCGCGUUUAAUGCCCAGGGGAACACGGUGAAGCGCGUGCCUUGGGUUUGGGAGAGUAUUUUGGGUAUGGUUGAGAAGCAGCGGGUUUAAGAUCGCUGGGCGCGCUUCUCACUUUUGGUUUACGAUUUACGCGGGACGCGUCCGGGUUUACCUUUCGAACCUCCGUGUUAGUUACUCGGGUAUUUAUUCUCCUAUCAUAGGUACGGAGCGUACCAAACUCGUCGCGCGAUUGUGUAUAUUAAGCCUACACGAAGAGUAUCCGUGUACG
Hypoxylon trugodes is the source of this 1156-nucleotide messenger RNA. RefSeq lists its product as uncharacterized. NCBI's taxonomy places the organism in Eukaryota, Fungi, Ascomycota, Sordariomycetes, Xylariales, Hypoxylaceae. Bases 196 to 978 code for a protein of 260 amino acids. The record is from RefSeq and is a predicted model, not a curated record. The transcript has 3 exons.